AUGAUUAAAUCAAACAGAGAGUGGCUGAUUCCUGCAGUAAAGACGAUCAUAUUAUGUGGUCAAGAAAACAUACCAUUAAGAGGCCACCGAGAUGAUGGUACACUGAGUGAUGAAAUCAGCCAAGGAAAAUUUCUACCACUUUUAAAAUUUUGCAUUGACUCAGGUGAUUUGUCAUUCCAAAAAUAUUUAGAGACAGUGCCAAAAAAUGCCACAUAUCUGAGCAAAACAACUCAGAAUCAGCUGAUUGAUUGUUGCCAUUCUAUCAUUAUGAAAAAGGUACUCGACAAAGUCAAAGAAGCAAAACAUUAUGCUGUGCUUGGUGAUGAAACAAUGGAUGCCAGUGGUACAGAACAACUCAGUGUUUGCAUCAGGUAUCUGAAUUUACAAAAAAGCACAAUACCGAAAGACUUCAUAUGCUUUCUAUCUGCAACUGACAAACUGGUGUUGUAUUAA
Schistocerca piceifrons (Central American locust) is the source of this 453-nucleotide messenger RNA. RefSeq names its product 52 kDa repressor of the inhibitor of the protein kinase-like. The transcript has a single exon. Bases 1 to 453 code for a protein of 150 amino acids. The record is from RefSeq and is a predicted model, not a curated record. Lineage: Eukaryota; Metazoa; Arthropoda; Insecta; Orthoptera; Acrididae.